This is a messenger RNA of Laccaria bicolor S238N-H82, 4284 nucleotides long. RefSeq names its product GTPase activating rab protein. The coding region runs from base 1 to 4038 and encodes 1345 amino acids. The transcript has 5 exons. The record is from RefSeq and is a predicted model, not a curated record. NCBI's taxonomy places the organism in Eukaryota, Fungi, Basidiomycota, Agaricomycetes, Agaricales, Hydnangiaceae.
AUGACCUCGACGCCCUCUCAGCUCAAAACACCCGUGCACUCGCACCCUCUAUCUCCAGAUGACGCCGUUUCGUCAGCUCGUGGUCGCAGAAGUCGUGGUGGUGGGAACACCGUGAACGGCAAUGGACUCGGAAGUGACUCAAGAACAUCACACGCGACGAAUAGCAGCAACUACUUUGCGCUCAAGGCAAAACUCGAGGCACAGGACAGCACCACGAACACUCAUCACAAUUGGGACGGCAGCGUUCGCGGAUAUGGGAAAGUAGCACCUGAGAAAAACGCGGAGGGGCGGAGCCGACGUGGUUCUACGUCUUCUGCAUCUCUGGCUCUGAUGUGGGAACAGACACCAGCAUCACCCAGGGUUCCACCACUUUUCGUCGUGGGCUCGUCUUCCCAACUAGAUCAUUCGGCCCUGGUCCCAGAAGUCAUGGUGAUAGAUGCGGUCACAGAUCCCCUCCUUCCCGCGGGUUUGGCAAACCAAGUGCUCGCGAUAAAAUGGCACGAGUACUCAGACGAAGCGAUACAAACCACCAUAUCUUCCUUCUCCGCGUUUGAUUCACCCGCAGACGCCUCCACACACCCGUACCACCCCGCCCUGCGCGUCCUCUCCUCUGCGGUACACACUCUAUCUCGCGUGCGGGUGGGGCUGGAAGAGAACCAACGCGUGUUAAAGGAGAAAGAAGCUUCACGGAGACGUAGGGCAGAUGAAUUGAUACGGGAGCUGCAGUUGGUCAAACCUGCGGAACAAGAGACGGCAAGAAGGGUGAUUCGGGCGUUAUUUGCGGAUGAUGAUGAGGAAGAGCACGAGGUGAGGAGGAAGCAGAGUGUUUUGUCGCUCACGGAAUCGCUCAGCGAAGCAAUCGCGGACGAAGCUCCUAUCUCACGGAAUAUGGCAGAACCAACCCUCAGCACGAUGCCUGAGGAGACUACCGAAUCUACAACAGCUCUAUUCACUACACAAGCGAUACCCACAAACGAGACACAUAUAGAGACAUCUACUACGAACACGAGCAUUGAAUCUCAAAACAGUCAAGAAGCAGAAGAAGAAGAAGUCCCUGAUCAACCAACGAUCACAGCUCCGAAAAAAUCACGACACGAUCGACAUUCGACGCUGAUGGGAGAAUGGAUGGGCACAUGGUGGGGCAAGCAGCGUGCUCGUAGGCCGGGCAGUACCCCUUCGCCCGACAAAAUUCAAUCAUCACAAGUAGAAAAUUCGACUCAAAGUAGUUCAGCUGUCAUUCCUCCUCCACGACGAAAAUCCGCGAAAAGUGUAUUCGGCACCUUAGGAAUAUCAAUACUCAAUCCCACGGCAUCGAUGUCCACGUCCAGCUCAACAACAGCUGCAGCGUCUCCGACGCUGGAUGGUCCUAGUACAACCCCAUCAAAGAGAAAUUCGACUGUCCCAGUGUCAGAGGACACAGUGUCCGAUGCAGUAUCCAUCAUGGGUUCAAUUAAAUCUUCACGCACGAACAUCGGAGCUUCAGGCCUGCCCUCUCCCAUUCAACCAUCUUUCCUCCCUGCCCCGCCCUUGAUAACGACAGAUACCAGCUUGUCCUUGCUCGUGCCGAACACCAACUCUAUUCCAACUUCUCAGCAUCCACCCGACUCACAAUCCGUAUCCGCAGCUGACCCAGAACUCGCGCCAAUAAUGAUGCAGGGUGCCUCUCUUCGUGCAAUAUCCAACGCCAUGCGGGUGAUGACCUCAGACCCAGGAAGCGUCCUUGCAGAUGCAGGACGCGAGACAGGGCCAUUGAUCAAAAAGUUGGCAUUGGAGUUGGUGCAGAAUGCACGUGACGAGGGUGUUAGUUUUAGGGAGACAAGGAGGGAAAGGGAGGCAGGGUCUUCCGCUUCUGCUACAGAUGGCGCUGGGUCUGGGUCUGGGUCUGCAGAUUUGGCCACUACGUCAUGGCAAGGUGCUGGAGCUGCGACGUUAUUGAAAGGUGCUUUGACGCGGGAGGUCGAGAGUAAGCGUGGGAAAGCCAGAGGCACAACGACGACGACGAAAUCCCGUGCUGCUUCAAUUAUACAGGUAGCAGCUGGGGCGGUGACUACACCUGCUGGGUUCGCGUCUCCGCUUUUUGGAUCAUUCAUGAGCCAGCAGCAGAGUAAGCCAGCUGAGAGAGCUGCUGUUCUGGGGUCGGGAGUUGAGGGCUCGAAGUCGCCUUUGGGGUCAAGAACGAAUAGCAGCGCAAAGAUUACGUCCCCUGUUACAAGUCCCACCUCCAACCUCAAUUCGAGUGCGGGGUCUAUGGGUAUAGCUACUGUGCGAGGAAGCAAGCCUCUGUCGGUCCCUUUGGAGUCGAUAAUCCCAGCCAUGGCAAAACCGCCAACGCAGUACUUGUCGAGGACGUACACCCCACUCACUGCGAGGGAAUUCCGAUUCUCCAUACCUCUGCCGCAUCGUUUUGCGAGACACAACCAGAGUGAUUUGAAUGAUCCAACACAUCGACCACUUACAGACCGAUUUGGGUUUAUGUAUGAUGUAUCCCAGUACGAUGUGCUCCUUCUCAUUCGCGCAAAGGAGUGUGGGAACACGGCGCCUGCCUGUUUGACUGGGGUGAAGAUCGCGGAUAGGGAGGAGGACAAUAGUUGGCCUGACGAGGAACAGAGUGCGGACAUGGAUGGAGAUGAACACCCGACUGGCAUUGGGAUCGUCAAAGACCAUUGUGGGUGCGAAGGGAGUGGGGAAAUGCCUCUAUCACUUCCUGCUUCCGUUUCGGAUUUGAGGAGUAUCAAGAGCACGGAGUCGCCGAAUGCAGGAUCUAUGAGCACGAAAUCGCGUUCGUCAUCGAAGAGCCGCAAACGGUCGUCUAUGGCUGUAUCUGGUGUGAUAUCCGCCUCGACGAUAGGUGUUACAUCCACAACGUCGAUAUUGAGCGUGAACUCUGAUACUCCCCGUCAUGCAUGUCCCAACACCGUCCUGAAAUUGCUCGACCAGCUCACGGAGAUCCAUGACCAGCGACAAGCAGGACAGAGGAAGGAAUGGGAUGCUUUCGUCAAGCAACGAGGGAAAGCCUCCAGAACAAUGAGUAAACCUGGGGGAAGCAGUGGAGGGAACAGUGGGGGAACGAUGUCUGCUAUGUCUGGUGCUGCGGCUAUUCUAGGGCUUGGCACCGCAGGAGAGGAAGACGAGUUAACACAUAGUGAAGGCCUGAUUGGGUUUGCGCAGCUUGGAUUGACGUCAUCGAAUGCGCGCGAUCAGAGGCGGGAUUUCGAAAGACUGGUGAGGAACGGAAUUCCGUUGGUGUAUCGGAGUAAAGUGUGGUUCGAGUGUAGUGGUGCAUUGGAGAUGAAGGAACCGGGUGCGUUUAGGGAUUUGUUGGCGUUGAAGACGGAGCCGGUUGGUGCUGGAGUGGAGGUGGAGAUUGAGAAGGAUGUGGGGAGGACAAUGCCGUUGAAUAUCUUCUUUGGUGGGGAUGGGGCGGGGGUGGAUAAGCUGAGGAGGGUAUUGGUUGCAUACAGUCGACGGAAUCCAGCUGUGGGGUAUUGUCAAGGGAUGAACCUCAUCACUUCCACCCUCCUCCUCGUGCAUGCCGACGAGGAGGAAGCGUUCUGGAUGCUCGCAGCUAUCGUUGAGCGUAUCCUCCCUGAAGACUUUUUCUCGCCCUCUUUGCUCCCCUCACGAGCAUGCCCGCUCGUUCUCCUCGAUUAUGUACAAGAGUACACUCCCAAACUUCAUGCACACCUGACAGAGCUGGGCGUAGAUCUCGGAGCUAUCUGUUUCUCAUGGUUCCUGUCGCUCUUCACUGAUUGUUUGCCUGUGGAGACCCUGUUCAGGGUAUGGGAUGUAUUCCUUGUCGACGGGCUAGAUGUUCUCUUCCGGAUUGCCCUUUCAAUCCUGAAGAACAACGAGCCAGAGCUUCUGCGCUGUGAGACAAUGCCUGCCGUCUAUGUCGCUCUCGAGAACCUCCCAACUCGGAUGUGGGAAGCUGAUAAGUUGUUGCAGUCGGAGUUAGACCUCCGAACUUACCUGGUUCACGCAGACCUUGUGAACAAACGCAAAGCUCACGUCACUGCUCUCAAUCAAAUCAUGUCAUAACUCGCCAUUUGUCGCAAGCUCAUCACCAUAAACACAUCACACGUACACAACUUCAAGUUUGGGACAUACCUACCAUCACUUAAUACCAUUUGUUAUUCCGCCAUCUUGUCACAAGUCGUAGUCUUCGCAUUCGCAUUUGUUCAUAGAGUCUUCUUGCUUUCAUUUUACUUCAAUGAGGCAUUCUUGUAUGUAUAUUAGUAAAUUAUGUAUCGUAUGUACCUGCACAUCGUAGAUGAUAUUUCUUAU